Molecule: messenger RNA, 2312 nt
Organism: Micropterus dolomieu (smallmouth bass)
Lineage: Eukaryota; Metazoa; Chordata; Actinopteri; Centrarchiformes; Centrarchidae
Product: probable G-protein coupled receptor 34
Exons: 3
Coding region: 558-1889 (443 amino acids)
Biological process (GO): G protein-coupled receptor signaling pathway
Cellular component (GO): membrane
Molecular function (GO): G protein-coupled purinergic nucleotide receptor activity
Source: RefSeq, a predicted model, not a curated record
AGACUGACUAUACCUUUCAUGAAAUCCACUACUGAUUUCUUCUGCCUCAGUUUUCAGUUUCCAUGUCCCUCCAUAAUAUACUCCCAAAUUGUUCUUCUUGUCUCAGCUCUGUUUCAGCCACUAGACUUAUCUGACAAACAUGGUGAUAUUGAUGGUAUAUCCACACUGACGCCAGGCUGAAGCCCCUCAGCACAUUGUCUCUUUAGCUCUUCUACCGCUCUAAUGCGUCUGUCUGUUCUUUUUGCUCUGCAGGUGGCUACCUCUGCCUGCGAGAUCGCCAGGCUCACGUCCUAAGCAGCUUUAUGGCCAAGGGUGUUAUGUGGAAACCCCUACUCGUUGACACCAUCUUUUGAGGUAUAGAGGGAAAAAAAACCAGUCUGUACCUCCAGCUACUAAACCAGAUUCUCCCAGCUGUAUUGCCACUCCAAAACCUCCCAGCUUGACGGGAGCAGAGUUCUCCUUUGAGGCCAGCAGCACACAGUGGGGCUACAGAGGAAUAAGAGAGACAGGUCAAGCAUAAUGAUGAACAACCCUGAAGUUGUCACUCCUCAGUCACAAUGACCACCUCCUCCUCUGCCUCAGCCACAAGGACUUCCUUCUACUCUGCUGCUUCUUUCCCCUUCACUCUUUCAGCUUCUGCAUCGUCUAACUCCUCUCUUCCUAUCGCUACUCCAUCCCUCCCUGUUUCGAUGUCUUCCUUCUUCUUUACCACCUCUCUUCCCCCUCCCUCCGUCUCCACCUCUUCAGUGGCCCCAAACCAGACUCUGUGUUCGUUUAAUGACGAGGCCCUCCGCCUGCCGCUCGCAGUCCUAUACUCACUGUUCUUCCUUUUUGGGCUUGUGGGUAACCUCUUCGCCCUGUGGGUCUUCCUUUUCCUACAGUCAAAACGCAACUCUGUGCGGGUGUUCCUCAUCAACUGCGCUGUGGCGGAUCUGGUCCUCCUGGCGUGUCUGCCCUUCAGGGUGUUCUACCAUGUUAAUGGAAACCAAUGGGUACUGGGAUCUGUAGUCUGCAAGUUGGUGGGGAAUCUGUUUUACAUGAACAUGUACAUCAGUAUUGCAUUACUGGGGCUCAUCAGCUUGGACAGAUACUUGAGGAUAAAGGGGAAAAGCAGAGUACGGAGAGGCAUGAGGGUGACGGUGUUGGGUCACGUCUGGCCUUGGAGCUGGGUGGCGUGCGGGGUUCUGUGGGGUAUGUCACUGAUGGCGCUGGUGCCCAUGAUCGCCACAGCAGAGGACAGUGAGGAGAAAGACAUAUGCUUCCAGUACAAGCACCGUAGCAGCAAAGCCAAAGGGAAAGCCUACUUCAACGGGGCGCUGGUGUUGAUGUUCUGGCUCGUCUUCAUCAUGCUGGUGGUCUCCUAUGCAAAGAUUGCUUCUCAGUUGCUGAGAGUGUCAUGGGACAAGCCGGACCUUCCCAACGCACAGAGAUACCAACGAACCGCCAAGAAGUCCUUCUUUGUCCUCUUUCUGUUCACCGUCUGCUUCGGGCCGUACCACGCCUUUCGCCUUGUCUACAUCCUCUCCCAGCUCAGCACAACAGUAAACUGUGAGUACUUGCAAAUGGUGGACCGUACCAAUGAGGUGAUGCUGUUAUUAUCUGCCUUCAAUAGCUGUUUGGAUCCUGUCAUGUACUUCCUGUUAUCUGGCUCAGUGCGCAAAACCGCCCUCCAAGCACUUGGACACCGUCUUGGCAACCGGCUUCUCUUCCUAAACGACGGAGCAUCUAACAGCUCGACAACGGAGUUCAGGCGACAGUCUGUGCCAAUGGCUUUACCUAACCCUGAACUCAACACCCCCUCAGUCACCCCCAGAACAAGCAUCUGUGUCAUCAACACCACCCUCCGCCGCACAGGGCUGACCACGCUUCCACAUUCUGGUCAACAGUGAUCACAAGUUUUGUCUGACUGCAAACUAUGUAAACCUGAACACUGGAGAAGUACAUGCCGAUUCUCUUUAAAACUGAGCAAAGCCUUUUUACACAUACCUACUUCUUUUGUUAAAAAAUAAAUGUCUUUUUUACUUCCAAGCUAUUCUUACUGUGUUAGCUUCUGAGCAUCUGUGCUUAGUGGGAAAUCCGUGUUUAAAUUCUAGUUUCCCUGAGUGAAAGACUGACGAGAUAAACUGAGUGACUAUUGUGACUUCAGCUAUUCUAGGAAUACAUGUCGUGUUUGUACUUGUAUUUUAUCAGAGAGUGUUAUAAUGUUUCUUAAAAAGGUAAAUGUGUAUACUGGUAAAAAUGGAUUGGAUGAAUAAUGUUAAAACAAAAUUUGCAUUUCUUUGCAAUUAUUAUUAAAAAAACACCAGCAGUAA